Molecule: messenger RNA, 387 nt
Organism: Macadamia integrifolia
Lineage: Eukaryota; Viridiplantae; Streptophyta; Magnoliopsida; Proteales; Proteaceae
Product: extensin-like
Exons: 1
Coding region: 1-387 (128 amino acids)
Source: RefSeq, a predicted model, not a curated record
AUGGAUCUCAGUGAUGAUUAUGAAGAAGAAUUUACAGAUGCUCUAUCAGCAUCUCCUCCUUUUACACCUUACCCUAUGCCCGUUUCUUACCCAGCACCACCACCAGUACCACCACCUAUUCCACAGCCUACCCCUCCACCAUCUACCCCUGCAACAACUACUCAACCUCCUAAAUCCAUCCAUACCAUUAUCACUCCCUCAGAAAAUGCUUUAUCUGAGUACCUUACAAAUCUUACCAUUACUGAUCCCCUUCCUUCAUUUAUGAAUGAUGGUCCACGUCCUACUGCUCCUCAUGUUUCAGAAAUGGAUGAUGGCCCUGAAAUCCAUAAUCCUGAAGAUCCACUAAGACAAAAUCCUGUUCCACCCACACCUUAUACCCCAUUCUAA